AUCUGUAACCAGAUUACCAUACUCGGUAUUCCUCUUUCCAGGCACACAACUAUGGAUCCCAGCUACAAGGCUCGCAAAGAGGCCUUCGUGUCUGAUCUUGCUGGUGGCAGCAUUCUUGAGAUCAAUGCUGUUACAUUAGUCGCACCUGCCGCUGCUCUCUUAUGGUCAGCGCUACAAUCACGCCUUUCCUUCUUCACUCCUUACAGCUCAGCAGCACUGGUGACCGACUUUCUGCUCAAUGUACUGGCCAUUCUGUUUGCCACGACUGUCUACUCCUCUGCGCCAUGGACGCUGAACGUCCUGCUGAUCGCCCCCGCCCUCCUGCUGUUUCUCAACUCAAGACCUCCCCGCAGCCAGCAAAAGGCUAAACCUCCCCCGAAACCGACCCAAAGCGAUAAGAAUGCAGCGGACAUGCCCGAAUCCUUACCAAUUCACCCAUUUCUGACAACAUAUCGUGCAGCCAUGAUGAUCAUUACCUGUGUAGCCAUCUUGGCGGUGGACUUCCAGGCGUUUCCACGGCGAUUUGCAAAGGUGGAAAAUUGGGGCACGUCACUCAUGGAUCUGGGUGUGGGAUCUUUCGUCUUCUCAGGCGGGGUAGUAUCUGCUCGCUCUGUGCUUAAGGGCCGAAGCAAUGGCGCUCGGAAGACUCCGGUAUGCCAGCGGCUGAUAGCUUCCACGCGGCACUCGGUCCCUCUACUUAUCCUGGGUUUGGUCAGGCUGUACAGCGUGAAGGGGCUGGACUAUGCGGAGCAUGUGACGGAGUAUGGCGUGCAUUGGAACUUCUUUUUCACCCUGGGUCUUUUGCCACCCUUCGUGGAACUCUUUGACAGCCUGGCUGACAUUGUUCCCUCCUAUGAAGCCCUUUCGCUGGCAGUUGCUGUGUUGUAUCAAGUCGCUUUAGAAUCGACCGAACUGAAGAGCUAUAUCCUUGUUUCCCCUCGCGGUCCAAGUUUGCUCUCCAAAAACCGGGAAGGAGUGUUUUCGUUCCUGGGAUACUUUGCGAUUUUCCUGGCAGGCCGUGCCACUGGCAUUCGGAUCAUUCCUCGCGGCACCACUACCCAACGGUCUCCCCAGCAGGCGAGAAGAGGCGUGCUGGUGACCCUGGGCGUCCAAGCGCUCGCCUGGUCUGCGAUCUUCGUUCUGAAUUCUACCUAUGCACUAGGCCACGGCGCCAACAUUCCGGUCUCGCGCCGACUUGCUAACAUGCCGUAUGUCGUUUGGGUAUCUGCCUUUAACAAUGCUCAACUGUUUCUUUUCUGUCUCCUGGAGACAAUUUUCUUCCCAUCGGUACAUCGGGCAUCCGGGAAGGACGGUGAGGCCGAUCGGGUGUCUUUUGCGACAAGCCGGAUUUUGAAGGCAUUCAAUCGCGGCGGACUGGCUAUCUUCCUGGUUGCCAACUUGCUCACCGGGGCUGUCAACCUGAGCGUCCCGACACUGGAUGUCAGUACGGCCCAGGCGAUGGCAAUCCUCAUCGCAUACGCCGCGGCGCUCACAGGCGUAGCACUAGGAUUGGAUCGGGCCAACAUCAAGUUGGCAAUUUGAAAUACAAGAUGGGCAAAGACAUAACACCUCUCUCCAGAAGGAGGGGGGGAAAUAAUCAGAUUAUAAUGAAGAAU
Messenger RNA from Aspergillus costaricaensis CBS 115574, 1616 nucleotides. It is a transcript of the gene gwt1, whose product is annotated as putative GPI anchor biosynthesis protein Gwt1. Gene Ontology annotation, biological process: GPI anchor biosynthetic process; protein localization to plasma membrane. Gene Ontology annotation, cellular component: endoplasmic reticulum; membrane. Lineage: Eukaryota; Fungi; Ascomycota; Eurotiomycetes; Eurotiales; Aspergillaceae. The transcript has 3 exons. The record is from RefSeq and is a predicted model, not a curated record. Bases 52 to 1542 code for a protein of 496 amino acids. Gene Ontology annotation, molecular function: glucosaminyl-phosphatidylinositol O-acyltransferase activity.